Prunus avium (sweet cherry) is the source of this 529-nucleotide messenger RNA. The record is from RefSeq and is a predicted model, not a curated record. NCBI's taxonomy places the organism in Eukaryota, Viridiplantae, Streptophyta, Magnoliopsida, Rosales, Rosaceae.
AUAACAGAUGGCAACCACAUUCUGCAAUCUUAACACUGGGUCUGGUCUGACAAAACUAAAUGAGUACCACCUGAAGCAGAUAGUCUCCAAAAGGUCUUAUGGAGGCUAUGGAAGAUUAUCCUGUUUCUCCUGUAAUGCUCAAAGAGUUUUCCAUAGGGUUUGUAGAAGAGAAUUAGAGGCCAGACAGUGGCAAUAUUAUGGACAGGCUUUUGUCAACAAUAAGGCGGACUAUUCUAACACUAUCCGUGAAGAGAAUAAAGAAGAGGAUAUUUCUAAAGCAACCUUGAUAUGGAGGGCAAUAAAGUUACCAAUAUACUCCGUUGCAUUGGUUCCUCUCACUGUAGGUAGUGCAGCUGCUUAUUUGCAGACAGGCAUGUUUUCAGCUUGGCAUUAUUCUGUUCUUUUGGUUUCCUCGGUUCUUAUCAUCACAUGGCUCAACCUAAGCAACGAUGUUUACGAUUUCGAUACAGGAGCUGAUAAAGAUAAGAAAGAAUCAGUUGUAAAUCUGGUGGGCAGGUAAAUUUUAUUU